This is a messenger RNA of Sceloporus undulatus (fence lizard), 2767 nucleotides long. It is a transcript of the gene P2RY12, whose product is annotated as purinergic receptor P2Y12. Gene Ontology annotation, molecular function: G protein-coupled purinergic nucleotide receptor activity. The coding region runs from base 141 to 1139 and encodes 332 amino acids. Gene Ontology annotation, cellular component: membrane. The record is from RefSeq and is a predicted model, not a curated record. The transcript has 2 exons. Gene Ontology annotation, biological process: G protein-coupled receptor signaling pathway; blood coagulation. Lineage: Eukaryota; Metazoa; Chordata; Lepidosauria; Squamata; Phrynosomatidae.
UUGUCACACAUAUUCAAAACCAGAGGAAAAAGACAUCAGAGGAUAAAAUAUCUUCACUGCCAGUAAAAAUAACCUCUCAAUGUAGGAAAAUCCAAGUAUUCUGUUGUCUACAUCUGACUAAGGAAGAAAAUACAGCCACUAUGGAACCUGAGUACAGCCCUUCUGGAAACAGCAGCAACUGCAGCACUGACAACAGGAUGAACCAAGUUCUUUUUCCCUUGUUGUACACUUUUAUUUUUGUUGUCGGGAUAAUUAUGAAUGGAUUAGCCAUGGGAGUCUUUUUCCAGAUCUCCAACAAAUCUAAUUUUAUCAUUUUUCUCAAGAACACAGUAAUUUCUGACAUCCUCAUGAUCCUAACUUUUCCAUUUAAAAUACUCAGUGAUGCAAAAUUGGUGUCCUGGGAAUUGAGAGGGUUUGUUUGCAAAGUGACUCAGGUUAUAUUUUAUUUCACUAUGUACAUCAGCAUUAUUUUCUUGGGCCUCAUAACUAUUGAUCGCUAUUUGAAAACUGCCAGACCCUUCAAAUCAGCCAGCUCUGAUAAUACACUGGCAUCCAAGAUCCUAUCUGUACUCAUCUGGAUAUUCAUGUUCUGUCUGUCCCUUCCUAACAUGAUUUUGACAAACAAGAAGCCAACACGUGAGAACGUGAAGAAAUGCGCUGACCUGAAAUCUGAUUUUGGAUUAUUAUGGCAUGAAGUUGUUAAUUAUGUUUGCCAGUUUAUCUUCUGGGCCAACUUUGCUAUCAUAGUUAUAUGCUAUACACUCAUAACAAAAGAACUGUACAAAUCCUACAAAAGAACAAGGAACACAGGAAACACAAACAAGAAGACAGUGAAUAUGAAAGUAUUCAUAAUUAUUGGUGUAUUCUUUGUUUGCUUUGUGCCUUUCCAUUUUGCCAGGAUUCCAUACACCUUGAGCCAAACAAGAGAUGUUUUUGAGUGUUCAACCCAGAACACAUUAUUUUAUAUAAAAGAGAGCACUUUAUGGUUAACAUCCCUAAAUGCUUGUUUAGAUCCAUUCAUAUAUUUUGCCCUUUGCAGAUCCUUCAGGAGGUCCCUAUUAAAUGUAUUUCAUAAGUGUGUAACCAAAACGAGAAGAGAUCACAACACAGAAACAACAGAUGAGGAGACACCAAUGUAGUACAUCACGUAAUACGACCAAGGCCAUUUUGCAUCCUCUUCAGUGCAUGCAUUCCUUCUAAUGAGAAGUUAUUCUUGGUUUGAUGGGGAUUAAUAAUCCUAUAUAUUCCAUGAUACUAACUACAUAAUGAAAUCAUUCACAGAAAGUGGUCACUGCCGCAUUAUUUUUUGCUGGAUUGCAACAUUGAACCAUACUGACAACUUUCAGAGAGAUAACUGAAUCCUAUUGAGAAAAACUGAACAGGCACCCAAAGCACUUAAAAUGAAAACACACCAAGCAUUUGGAUAUAUUCUUUUCUAGACAGACAAAAAUACAAAAAUAUAAAGAAAGGCAAUAAGAAUUAUAAUUUCUAUAAAAUAAUGGACAUUACUGACACCUAUAUCUAGAAGGAGAGAUUCCAGUUGCAUAUAGUUGAAGCAAGGAAUUUAAUAAUGUUUUACUCUCAUGGACAGAUUUGAAAUCAGUUAUAGAUCUGACUUUCAAUCAAAUGCCCACCCAGAGUCUGGAAGUAAUGAGUUACUAGCAACAAAGUUAUCUGUAACUAGUCAUUUUGGAGACAAUGAGUAUAUUAUGUAUUUAUACUGCAAAAGUAAUAUAAUGAACAAGAUUGAAGUUACGUACUUUAUUGGUGUAACCAUUUCCAGUUUCUUCUAAUCGUUAAUUUAAAAUGGCAUUGUUAGAGGCAUUGUUUUGACAUGAAUUGUUUUCUCAUAAAGGUAACAAAGUAAGAGAAAAGCAAUCAACAGUGGAACAAAUAAUGUCACUAGAUAAUUUUUCAGCACUGUCACAAUUAGUUGAUUUUCAAACACUGUAAAUCGAAAUGAACUACUUUUUAAAAUUAACUUUCCAAGCUCUGGGCCAGCCAUGAAGAAGUGGGAAAUAAGCAAAUCAGCACAAGAAGGCAACAUUUGCUUAUUUAAUUCUGGGCCACUAAAAUGAAUAUACAGGCAUACCUCAGUUAACAAAACUUCUGACAAAGAAGCUCCUUUUUACAAAGCCUUUUUACAGAAGCUCAGUCUAGUCCUUCACUUUUCUUGUCUUCUGUCUAGCUGCAGGUUUUUUGGGGGAAAGGAGGCAUUUGAAGCAUUAGCAUUGGAGAGAUGGUGAAGUAGGGCUGCAGAAAGACAAACUUAGUGUUGGGAUGCAGCAGCAUGUCUGCAAUAAAAAAAAUCCUAUAAAUCUUAAACUGGGGGGAAAUGGGAUUUUACUCUAAGUGAUCCUACUGUAGCUGUGCUUAACUGCCUACAAUAGGCAUGGUAAACAGCAGCUGCCUCCAGAAUCACUUACUAAGCAUGUGUGAAGAGCAAAACAGAAACGAAAGGGGAAAACAGAUUAGUCUGUCUCACCAGUUACCUUGUCAUGUUGAAAAUGCAUAUAUCUAUAGGUUGAGUAUCCCUUAACUAGAAUUCUGAAAUCCUAAAUAUUCCAAAAUCCAAAACUGCCCACAUGGGUGACUGAGAUAGUGACACCUUUGCUUUUUGAUGGUUCAAUGUACACAAACUUUGUUUCAUGCAUAAAAAUUACCUUCAAGCUAUGGAGAAUAUCACAUGGGAGGCACAGCGCCCUUCUCCCAUCUUUCAACUCUGCUAAUUACAUGAUCAGAGGCCAAAGAUUAUCACACCCCCAUA